CACUCACUGACCACCGACCACGUCAAUCUCAAUAUUCUCUUUUGUCGCAAAUGCAACCAAUUAAACCAGGGAGUUAAUCAAGUCAUCGUCCGAUCCCCAUCUUGCUCUCCGUCCAAGAUCUCUAUUCUCUAUCCUCAUCAUGGCUCCCAAGAAACGCAAAGCUGCCACCGGAGGCAGUACUCCAGUGAAGAAGGUUCGUAUCGGAGAAACGUCAGAAAUUCCUGACAUCUCGCCCGUUGGUCGCCCUAGAAGAACCUCGGUCGGUGUGCCUCAGUACAAUUUUACCAAAAGCAAGUCCUCUGUCACAAAGCGACCACCGUCGAAGGCGCAGAAACUUGAAGCUGAAGUGACGCCAAAAAGACGAGGACGUCCGCCAAAGAAAAGCCCAGCAAUUGCUAGCCCUGAACCUGCUACCACAAAGAACCAAGCUAGAGCUGAACCCAGAAAGAGAGGCCGCCCUGCAAAAAAAUCUACCACCACCGGCACCAAUGGUACUCGACAUGAGCAACAGAGUGACUCCAUUCCAGCCACGGUUCAAGUAGCAGCUCCCAAAGCAUCGCGGGUGCAGAAACAAACUGCCAAGGCUGGCCGGCCUCGAGGCUCUAUGCCGACAAAUGAACAUGAGACAGUCUCUGCCAGUGUUUCCGAGUCUGAGGUUAAAUUCAAUGACACUUCUGCAGUUGGAGGUGCUGUGAAAGCUACCACGGCGGAGAAGGAGGACAUUCAAGACGUGGACCAAGAUGUUCAGUAUUGGUUAAUGAAGGCUGAACCCGAAUCUCGCAUUGAGAAGGGUGUUGAUGUCAAAUUUUCCAUUGAUGAUCUUGCAGCAAAGACAGAGCCUGAGGGAUGGGAUGGCGUCCGCAAUCCAGCGGCGAGAAACAACAUGCGAGCCAUGCGCAAGGGUGACCUGGCAUUUUUCUACCAUUCCAACUGUCCCAACCCUGGCAUCGCAGGUGUCAUGCGCAUCGUCGCCGAACAUACCACGGACAGGUCUGCCUUUGAUCCGGCUCACCCUUAUUACGAUCCAAAGUCUGACGAGUCUAAACCCAAGUGGGAGCUUGUGCACGUGGAGUUUGUCAAGAAGUUCGAUAAGUUUAUUUCUUUAAAGGAUCUCAAAUCCUUCGCUCAGCAGGGUGGUGUGCUGGCCAGCAUGCAGAUGCUCAAGCAGAGUCGGUUGAGUGUCUCGUCAGUUGCUCCUACUGAGUGGCGAUUCAUUCUUGGUCUAGCUGGAGAAAACCCGACCCUUGGACAUAUCCAGGGCGAAGCAAAGGAUGGCUACGAGUCCGACGUUGAUGGCGAAGGCGAGGAGACAGCUGCUGAAGGUGCUGGUGAGAAAACUGUUGACACGAGCCUCGAAGGCGAUGUCAAAUUCGAGCUGUCUUCUCCGGUCAACGGUACGAAUGGCACCACCCAUGAGCACGCUGUCACUGCAGCUGCAUCUGAGACUGACUUCGAACAUCCUUGAAUGUGGAUAAUGUCAGUGCGAUGGCUGACAAUCAAGAGUCGCUAUUAUCAUUCUUGAAUUCGACAACAUUGUCGCUGGUUUUUGGCACCACGAUGAAGCCCAUGUGCAUGCUGAAGACAUCAGCAUUGAAGGGAGUUAAACUAAGGGACAUCUAAACGAUGGCGAUUGGGGUUGAUGGAACAUGCAGAAACAACGAAGUGAUUCACAGCAAGCUGUAGUUGCUCAGAAAGUCACAACAUUCAGCUGAAGAAGAUUCAUCAUGAAGACCAGGAAUUGAUAGCUGGAUCAAGACCUACGCAUAGAGGAGAGAAUUCACACCGUGCAUCUGCGGACACUGAAGUACCUAGAUACAUAGGCACAGAAAUAAUAGGUUCCCC
Molecule: messenger RNA, 1842 nt
Organism: Exophiala oligosperma
Lineage: Eukaryota; Fungi; Ascomycota; Eurotiomycetes; Chaetothyriales; Herpotrichiellaceae
Exons: 3
Coding region: 140-1465 (441 amino acids)
Cellular component (GO): nucleus
Molecular function (GO): DNA binding
Source: RefSeq, a predicted model, not a curated record